AUGCGCUUCUCCAAGUUUGCCUUCUUGUGCGCCUUGGCCUCUGUGACCUCGGCAGCGAUCACGUUCCGCGUGCAGAAAGCCUCCAAUCCCACCUCCGAUCAGUCCGAUGCCUACGCCCGUAUCGAGGCCGCCAUGAACCUGGCGGUGGCUCGCUACAACAAGUUGACAACGCGCCCCAGCAAGUCCAUUACGGCGCAGUAUGUCCCUGGCGUGUCUACCGCCGAUGGAAACUUCAACGGCAACAUCCGCUUUGGCUCAAGCCGGUCGUACAUGAAUGAGCGCACGGCGCUCCAUGAGAUAUCGCAUACGCUUGGUAUCGGCCAGACGCGCGCCUUUGACACCAGGUGCGCCGCCAACGACUGGCCUUCCGCGACGAAGCUGCUGAAGUCGUGGGAUGGAGCUUCGGCCAGGAUCAAUUGUGGUGGCGGGCAUAUUUGGCCUUACGGGCUGAAUUAUGAUAACGAGUUCAGUGAGACGAAUGCAGAUCGCCACUGCCAUUUGAUUGAUGCAAUGUUGGCUGAUGGUUUGGCGCCGUGA
This is a messenger RNA of Lasiosphaeria miniovina, 537 nucleotides long. RefSeq lists its product as uncharacterized. The transcript has a single exon. Gene Ontology annotation, molecular function: metallopeptidase activity. NCBI's taxonomy places the organism in Eukaryota, Fungi, Ascomycota, Sordariomycetes, Sordariales, Lasiosphaeriaceae. The record is from RefSeq and is a predicted model, not a curated record. Bases 1 to 537 code for a protein of 178 amino acids.